Messenger RNA from Colletotrichum truncatum, 861 nucleotides. RefSeq lists its product as uncharacterized. Gene Ontology annotation, molecular function: O-methyltransferase activity. The record is from RefSeq and is a predicted model, not a curated record. NCBI's taxonomy places the organism in Eukaryota, Fungi, Ascomycota, Sordariomycetes, Glomerellales, Glomerellaceae.
AUGCCUCAUUUUGACGAAACCAAAGCCUACGCCGAGCAAGAAGAUGUCUUCUUUGAUGACGGCCGCGAGAUCGAGCUGCUGCACUUCGUCUAUAGUCAGCUUGACAUCGACGAGAUCCGGGGCUCGCCUGAGCGCGUCCUUGCUGCUAUCGACGACUUUGGCCGCACCAAGAAGUACCUGAUGAACGUCGGCGAGGACAAGGGCAAGAUCGUUACAGACCUUAUUGCCGAAGUCAAGCCCAAAACCAUGGUCGAGCUGGGCGGUUACGUUGGCUACUCGUGUAUCCUAUUCGGCGCCGCAGUUCGCAAGGCAGGCGGGCAACGGUAUUACUCUCUUGAGCGCAACCCCGAAUUCGCCGCCGUCAUCGGCUCUCUCGUCGAUCUGGCUGGCCUCUCAGAUACCGUCAAGGUCGUCGUCGGCCCUAGCGACACCUCCAUCAAGCGCCUGCACGCCGCGGGACAGCUCCCCAAGAUCGACCUAAUGUUCCUGGACCACUACAAGCCCGCCUACACGACCGAUCUGAAGUUGUGCGAGCAGCUCGGCAUCGUGGGCCCUGGUUCGGUGCUUGCGGCCGAUAACGUCAUCAAGCCCGGUAACCCGCCGUAUUUGGAGUACGUCCGCAGUUCUGUCGCCCAAAAGCGUGCAGCGGCAACAGACGUUGCCAAGGCUCGCCAGGAAAGCGGUUUCGACGACAGAACGGCGAAGCAAUACCUCAAGCGUGAGGGCGAGGAGAGAUUAGAUUUGACCAGGGUGGGAAAUCCCAAUUUGCAGUAUGAGAGCCAGCUCGUCAACAGCUUUGAGCCAACUGGUGUGCCUGACGGUGUUGAGAUUACAAGAUGCGUGGGAGUAGAAAAGGAAUGA